Messenger RNA from Cylindrotheca closterium, 828 nucleotides. Lineage: Eukaryota; Bacillariophyta; Bacillariophyceae; Bacillariales; Bacillariaceae. The record is from the annotation of a GenBank genome assembly.
AUGAAGGAACCAGGGUCUCUUCUGCAAUACAGCUACUUACUGGUGGCUCUCUUAAUGUGGAUGCCAGAUGCAACUUGCUUGGUGACACCAUCAUUGGUACUGAGAAAGAAUGUCAAUGUCAGUCUUAAAAUCCACAGUUCUGACCAUUUCUCGUGGAGAACGAAGCCGUUGCUAGCUUGGUCCACUACAGACUUCCCGGGGGGUGAAGAUCUCAGCAACGAAAGUGGAAUCGGCGUGAACAAUUUUUCAAUAAAAGAACCAAACCCAGAGCUGAAUGGCUUGGAGGUGGCGACGCUCUGUAUGAAUGCAUUGCAGCACGAGAUGCCACAAAAGUCUUUGGAAAUAUGUUUCAACUUUAGUUCUGAUCGAUGUCGAGCAGCAGUGGGAGGAACGCUGGAGGAAUUUGUCCGGUAUGCCGCCAAUCCUGUGUUUGGGAAGUUGGUGCGCUGUCCCAGCUAUGAUAUUAUUUCCGUGGGUCCCAUUAUUCCAGGAUCUAACGUACGAGGGGACAUGCAAACCAUAUUGAUUCAACUUUCCAAAGGGGAUGGUGUCAGUGAGGCCCUAAAUCAGGCUAUUCAGAGUCACAAUAGUAAUGUUGAAGGGGGUGGUGCUGUUGCAAAUCGAAGGCCGAUUGAAGAGCGGAUUGCGGAAAUGGAUGCCAAGAUGAAAGGGGAAACGAUACCCAAACCUUCCGAGGUCGAAGGUGCAAGAACCAAACCCAUUCGAUUCUUGUGGACCAUGCAAAAGGAACGACGGCCUCCAAGACAAAACUGUUGGCUGGUCCACGAAGUCCUCUUUGUGAACAAUGCCCAUCAACUUACAGUAUAG